Molecule: messenger RNA, 2695 nt
Organism: Aspergillus campestris IBT 28561
Lineage: Eukaryota; Fungi; Ascomycota; Eurotiomycetes; Eurotiales; Aspergillaceae
Product: ribonuclease P/MRP protein subunit POP1
Exons: 4
Coding region: 1-2562 (853 amino acids)
Biological process (GO): tRNA 5'-leader removal
Cellular component (GO): ribonuclease MRP complex; nucleolar ribonuclease P complex
Source: RefSeq, a predicted model, not a curated record
AUGGCCCCCACCCUCCCCCCCAAGCGCAAGCCCGACGCGCCGGGAAAGUCCUCCUACAACGAUGGCUCCGCGGCCGCCCGCAAACGCGCCAAAACUUAUGACGCCCGCUCGCUGGCGGUGCAGUCGGCCGACGCGGCGCUGUCCGCCUCCGGGGAGCUGGACGUCGCUGCUUAUCUGGAGGCGCGGGAGUUCGAGAUCCGGUCGCUGGAGUCGGGCAUGCAGCGGUCGAAGGCGGCGUUGACGACGAGGGCGUUUCAGCAGGUGCCGCGGUCGCUGCGGAGGAGGACCGCUAGUCAUAAUGUGAAGAGGGUGCCGAGUCGGUUGAGGGCGAGGGCGAAGAAGGAGAUGGCCGAAGACAACACCCCAACAGUAUCAUUCCGCCGCCGCAAACCCACCGAACUCAUGCGCAUCCGCCUCGAAACCGCCCGUCGUCUGCAAAACCUAAACGCCAAAACGAAAGCCAAGCGCGCCUCAGCAAAAGCCCAGCGCGACAGCGAGACGCGCAAAGAGCUCGCCUCAACCGGCAGCCACGCAUUCGACAUCGCGCCGCGCGUCCCCAAAAUCAAGAAAAACAAGCUCUCGCGGCCGCCGGCGCCGGAGUCCAAAUACAAGAAGCGCCAGCGGUGCAAGACGUGGCUGCCGACCCACAUGUUCCAUGCGAAGCGGGCGCAUAUGGCGACGUCGAAGGAUCCGCUGUGGCGGUUUGCGUUGCCGUUGUCGCCGACGGAGAAGAGUUAUAGGCCUUCUCAUCGGGCGAGGGGCGCGAGGGCGCUGUUGCAGAGUGCGUUGCGUGCUGUUGGGGUGGAUGGGGAUGAUGCGUGGGGGGUGAAGGGUCGGAAGUGGAGGGCGGGGACGAGGAGCUUGAGGGCUUGGGUGUUUGAGAGUGGUGGGUUGCAGAGGCCGAUUGCGCCGGUUACGCUGGUGCGGUGUGCGGAGGUUAACUCUGAGGAUGUGGAGAUGGUCGAUGCAGGUGCUGAGAAAGAUGCGAAAGCGAAGGCCAAAAAGAAGGUCUUUAUCAGGGUCCACCCGUCUGCGUUUUUGCAGCUGUGGAACGAACUGUUGGAGGUCUCGAAGAAGCAGAAUCCUCCCGUCAUGGUGGAAGACCUCCGUUUCGAGAUCGGCAGUAUCGACAUUACAGGUCCUGGGUCGACAGAAGCUUUGAUUUCGGCUUUGAGACCGCUGGGAAUGGACGGGAAGCAGGUGCCGAUGGACAGCGUGGAAGCUACCUGGAGAUCUUUGCUAGGGGUGUCUAACCCUUCAUCUCUCCCGCUCAAUGCCCUGCUCGGUUUCUCUAUAUCCGAUCCCCGCCUGCACUUCCCGCCCCAGAGCCUGAAACCCCCGUCCGCCGACUCCAACAUGGAGAACCUAGCCAUCUUGCUAUCCUCCUGGACACCCGAUCGCACCCAACAAACCCCCGCACUAUUCGACCGUCGCGCACGGUUGGCAGCAGCCCGCCAACUCCCCAGCCAAAAAGCCAUAAACCGGCGCCGCACCGAAGCAGGACCAGGCGAGCUCCCGACCCCAGUCGAAUCCGACCCACGCAUACCAGUCAUGGUCCUCACCUCUCGGUCCACCACCCAGUCCAAGAACAGCAACGCCCCAGGUUACUGGACCAUCCUCCUCCCGUGGAAGUGCGUCACUCCCGUAUGGUACUCGCUCAUGUACCACCCGCUCUCCAGCGGCGGCAAUCCCCGGUUCGGCGGAUUAAAAGAGCAACAGCAGCUCGCAUUCGAGGGCGGAGAACCUUGGUUCCCGGGCGACUUUCCCGGCACGCAAGCAGGCUGGGAAUGGGGCCUCCGCCAGCGCGAAGAAGCUAAACAGGAAUGGGAGCGUCGGCCUAAAGGUCGACGGGUUGAGUUCGCGAGUCUGGAUCUGGGGAAUGGACAGAAGGGGGAAAUCGGCCGUGGUUGGGCGUGUGACUGGGAGAAGCUCCUGCAAAUCGCCAGAAGCAGAGGCAGAGACCAACAUCGCAAAAGACCCCCCGCCGCCACAACGCUCCCGCUAAACAUCACCCAACUCCCCCCCACCAAAGCCACCCGCGCCAUCCACGAUCCGUCCUCCACCCCCAUCGACGCCUCCUCCCUCGCAACAGUGCGAGUAUCCCUCCUCAACCGCGGCACCCCUACACCCCGAGCCCGCAUCUACCGCCUGCCCACGACCAACACCGAGCUGCGCCAGCAAUGGCUCCAACUCGCCUCGAAGCCCUCAACAAACAACCCCUCACAUCCUACUCCCAACAACGAAAACCAAGAAAACGAGCGCUCCCGCCUCGCAGCAUCCCUAAUCACCCCUCUCCACCCCGAAGACACACCCCAACAAAACCACCUCCCGCUCCCCACGGAAGAAGACCUGAUCGGGUUCGUCACGACGGGUAACUAUAACCUGUCUGAGGGCAAGGGGACGGGUAUUGGCUCGAUACUGGUGUCGAGGGUUAUGAGGGGUUCGGAGAAUUUCCCGGCGGGGGCGAAGGCGAAGAAGAGUAGAGCUCGGGAGGUGAAUAUGUGUAUUGUGAGGGCUGCUGGGGAGACCGUUGGGAGGUUGGGCAGGUGGGAGGUUGUUUGAUACAUGGAUGAAAUGGAGUGUUGGUUGAUAUGGUAUGAUAUGAUAUGAUGGUGAUGUAGCUGCCUGGGUACCUAUAAGUAGGAAAUCUGCGUGGUGGAUAGGAUGGGAUAGGAUGUUGGUGUUGUUGUUGUUG